GACUGCCGCUGUGGAAAGAAGUUGAGCACAGGAGCUUGUGUACAAACAGAAGUCAUGGAGUUCAGCACCGCAGUCGUGUUCUGUUUGGCCCUAUUAGGCUUCUGGUACUGGAAGAAAUCUCGGCCAAAUAAGUUCCCUCCUGGUCCUCUAGCUCUACCCAUUAUAGGAAACCUGUUGCAGAUAAGCUUUUCUAGUUUUGUCAAGGAUCUACAGAAGCUUUCUGAAGCAUAUGGACCAGUAUACAGCAUUUACCUAGGAGUAACCCCUGCAGUUGUGGUUCGUGGAUUUAAAAGUCUUAAAGAAGUUCUUGUGACCCAAGGCACAGAAUUUGCAGAUAGGCCACAAAACAGAAUGACAAAUCUUAUUUCCAUUAACAAAGGUUUGGUGGCAGCUGCCUAUGGCCUUUCUUGGAAGGAGCACAGACGAUUCACCCUGUCCACACUACGGACUUUUGGCCUAGGAAAGAAGUCCAUGCAAGAGAAGAUUCUAGAGGAAAGUCAGAACCUUAUUCAUGAGUUCAAGAAUCACAAAGAUUCUCUCUUGGUGCCACACUUCAUUCUUGAUAAUGCUGUAUCCAACAUUAUCUGCUCAAUUGUUUUUGGGAGGCGCUAUGACUACCAUGAUUCCACAUUACGCAAUGUACUAAAGUAUGUACAUGAAAAUAUGAAGUUGGUCUCGAGUAUCUGGGCACAGCUUUAUAAUACUUUUGGCUUUAUCCAUUACCUGCCACUACCACACAGGAAAAUUUUGCAAAAUUUGGAGAUCAUUUUUAAAUUCCUAAGAAGCAUUUUGGAGGAGCACAAAAAAACCAGAGUACCUGGAGAGCCAAGAGACUUUAUUGACUAUUACCUGGAGGAGUUGAACAAGGAACAAGCAGAUGAUAGCAGCAAGACUACAUUCAGUCAGGAAAGUCUGUUAUAUUGUGUGACAGAUCUGUUUGUGGCUGGGACAGAAACCACAUCUGCCAGCCUGCAGUGGUGUCUCCUUUACAUGAUAAUGUUCCCAGAAAUCCAAGAGAAGUGUCGUGAGGAAAUUGACAGAGUUCUUGGCACAAGAGAUCACCUGGACUAUGAAGACAGAGAGAGCAUGGCAUAUACACAGGCUGUUCUGCAAGAGGUGCAGCGCUUUGCCUCAGUUGUACCUUUGGGAGUACCCCAUGCAACUAUAAAAGAUGUGCAGCUAAAUGAUUUUACCAUUCCAAAGGGAACAUUCAUAAUCACAGACUUGUCUUCAGUUCAUUAUGAUGAGACACACUGGAAAUACCCACAUGAGUUUAAUCCAGAAAACUUCUUGAACGAGGAUGGGGAGCUUCUGAAAACUGAAUACUUCCUACCUUUCUCUGCAGGGCCUCGGGUUUGUCUUGGGGAAAAUCUUGCUCGUAUGGAGAUAUUUCUCUUCUUUACAGCUAUGCUACAACACUUUGAAUUCUACUUACCGGAUCCUAUGUGCCCUCCUGACCUCUCUCCAGUGUUUGGUCUAACUCAAGCCCCCAAACAAUUCAAAAUGAAGCUGGUGCCCCGCAAACAAACCUAAUUUGAAGUCACAAAGAAAAAAAAAAUGCAACCAUAGACAGAUUUGGAGUAACCAUGAAGGUGUUUUAAGAGCUCAGCGUUUCUUGUUCCUAUAUGUUUAAUUUUAUUUGAUUAGAAGAAGCAGAAAUGCCAUGGAGUCAUUUACAACUGCACACAUAAUAGUUAGGCAAUAUGGACUUGAAAAUGCUGCAUCUUUUCAAGAAAGCAUGAUAUUUUAAUUUAAACAUACACAACAGGUAAAACCAAUUGCCUACAAAUCAGGUCUUCUUCAGUGAAAACAUUUUCAGAACAUUUACAUAAUAAAUGGUAUGUUAAUACUGUGAAUAAUUGUCAA
Xenopus laevis (African clawed frog) is the source of this 1866-nucleotide messenger RNA. Its product is annotated as cytochrome P450 2J6. The record is from RefSeq and is a predicted model, not a curated record. Lineage: Eukaryota; Metazoa; Chordata; Amphibia; Anura; Pipidae. The transcript has 9 exons. Bases 55 to 1533 code for a protein of 492 amino acids.